AUGGGUAAGGGUAAGCCUAGAGGGCUUAACGCUGCUAGAGCCUUGAGAACUUCGAGACGUGACAACAGAUGGGCUGACCAACAAUACAAGGCCAGACUUUUGGGUACCGCCUACAAGUCGUCGCCCUUCGGUGGCACCUCGCACGCCAAGGGGAUUGUCCUCGAAAAGAUUGGUGUUGAAGCCAAGCAACCCAACUCCGCUAUCAGAAAGUGUGUCAGAGUUCAAUUGAUCAAGAACGGUAAGAGAGUCACCGCCUUCGUCCCCAAUGACGGUUGUCUUAACUACGUCGACGAAAACGACGAAGUCUUGCUCGCCGGUUUCGGUAGAAGAGGUAAGGCUAAGGGUGAUAUCCCCGGUGUCCGUUUCAAGGUCGUCAAGGUCUCGGGUGUGUCGCUUUUGGCUUUGUGGAAGGAAAAGAAGGAAAAGCCCAGAUCGUAA
Molecule: messenger RNA, 438 nt
Organism: Diutina rugosa
Lineage: Eukaryota; Fungi; Ascomycota; Pichiomycetes; Serinales; Debaryomycetaceae
Gene: RPS23A
Product: 40S ribosomal protein uS12
Exons: 1
Coding region: 1-438 (145 amino acids)
Biological process (GO): translation
Cellular component (GO): ribosome; cytosolic small ribosomal subunit
Molecular function (GO): structural constituent of ribosome
Source: RefSeq, a predicted model, not a curated record